CAUUCUGUUUAUUAUGUCUAUAAGAUAUAAAAAUGUUUGAUGCUGUCCAAAGUAUUUUAAAGAUCUUUUUGUGAUUUAAAACAGAAUAGCAUCGCAACAAUACAAAUUAUAACAUCUUAGUAACUAUGUAUAUAAAAGAAAUGCACAUCAAAAGUAUUAUUAUUCACAAGUAGUCAAUUCUUCGGUGUAUUCGUAUUUUAACCUAACAGAGAGAUCAAAUGAUAGUUAUUAUUACAGUUAUUAAAUCUGUGAUGUUUUAAAAUAAAUUGAAUUAAUAGUUUAAACAAAAAUGAAAGAUAAGGAAACAGAUAAAAGCAUAGUUAUAUUAUUUUAUAUUCUUAUUAUUGGACCUCUGUCUACUGUAUUAUUUUUGUAUGGAUUUUUUCCUUUAACAAACUAUAGUAACACUGUAGCAACUGAUAACGACAUUCCAAAAUUUGUAGAAAAUGUGAGAGUAAAAGUAGAUACGCUAUAUCAACCUAUGGUAAAAAGAAUGGUCAUAAUGGUCAUUGAUGCUUUGAGAUGGGAUUUCAUAACAGGAUCAGUUGGAAAAGUGGCUAUGCCUAUAACAAGCAGCCUUAUAGCAAAUUCUUCAGCAUGUUUGUUUCAAACCAAAGUGCAUUUACCUACUGUUACAAUGCCACGAAUAAAGGCAAUCACAACUGGCGUAGUUCCCAGUUUUAUUGAUGUGGCUUUAAAUUUUGGAAGUAAACCAAUUUCUGGUGAUAAUAUACUGCUUCAAGCAAAAACUCAUGGCUAUGAAUCAGUAUUUUAUGGGGAUGAGACCUGGCUAUCACUGUUCCCCUCAAUGUUUAAACGCUAUGAGGGUACUACCUCAUUUGUUGUAACAGAUUUUACAGAGGUUGAUUACAAUGUAACUAGACAUUUACGCAAAGAACUGAACAGUAAGACUGACUGGUCAAUAAUGAUUCUUCAUUAUCUGGGUCUUGAUCAUAUUGGCCAUGUUCAUGGGCCAUUUAGUCCACUCAUUACAACAAAGCUUAAAGAAAUGGAUACAAUAAUUGCGAAAAUUCAAUCAAAGGUCCGACAAUGGAAUCAAAAUAAUGAUUCUUCUCUGUUUAUUAUCUGUGGGGAUCAUGGAAUGAAAGAUUCUGGAGGUCAUGGUGGCUCAACAAUAUCAGAAACAAUUGUACCAUUCAUUGCAAUCGGUGGCAAAUGCAUGCAACACCGUAAUCAUUUUACUGAGAUAACACAAGUAGAUAUAGCAUCCACAUUGUCCACUGUUUUGGGUGUUCCAAUACCACAUUCCAAUUUGGGAAGUGUGUUCCUGGAUUCUUUGUAUGAUUUACCUGUAGCAAAGAAACUAUAUGUACUCUAUUACAAUGCAAAACAAGUGUUCAGUCACUUUCAACAAUUGACAGAUUACAAGUCUGAACAUGCAUAUCAAAAAUAUAAAGAAGCACUGAAACUUCAUACUGCAUGGCUCAAUACUAAAGAUCAUCCAAAUGACAUGACAGAUGAUAUUGUAACUUCUUACAAGUAUGCGCUUAAAGGCAUGAAAGAACUUCUCAUAAAUAGUAUGAUAAAAUACAAUUUUCCUGUGAUAAUAGUAUCCACGUUUUUCUUGAGUCAUAUAAUUUGCAUUUUAUCCAAAAGGAAUAUUUAUACAUUAGGUGCUCCUAAAAGUACCAGUUUACUAGUUCUGUUAAAUAUAAGUCUUUCGGUGUUAGUAAAUUAUUUUUGGAACUUCGAUGGCACAUCGCUACAUCACACGAAAAAUUUAACCAGCAUCAUCAUAGUAUUAUUUAUAAUAAUUAUUUUAGUUAUCAAUUGUUGCUUAGUCGCUGGUGGUAAUUAUGCCAACUUCUUCAUGGUCAGGGUAAGAAGUUUAGAGCACAAAACACAUUUACACGUUAUUAAGCAAUUUUCUAAAUAUUUAAUUAAAAAUCAGAAUACCGGGAAUGUACUGGGAAAGUAUUUGCUUCCUCUUGGUGGCCUUGUGCACGCCAUAAGCCUCAGUGGCAGUAGUUUUGUGGAGGAAGAACAUCAAACUUGGUAUUUCCAUUGGGUAUCACUCCUUGCAUUGUUACUUUACGAUUUUGCUGGAAAGUUUUAUACACAUCUACGAUUUUACAGGAAUCAUAAACAGUAUUUACAUGCACAAACCUGCAUAAAACUUAUAUUGUUACUGAUAGGACACAGAAUCCUUAGGAAAUUAAAUAGCACCGGAGAUAAGUAUGCUCAUCUCCCAGACAUAGCAGGAUUCUUACUAGAACAAGAGAGUAAACUGGGCAUGACAAUUAUACUUGUCACUGCACUGAUACUUUUAAUAUGGCUCGAUUUCACACACGAAGACGAAACGUACAAGCUACAAUCACUGAUAAUUAACUCGAUUAUGUGCGUAUGCAUUUAUUUACGCCACAUGAGCAGUAAUAGUGUCGUCGAGUUGCCAUUGUAUCCUCAGUCUAGAGGAAUAUACGAGGUACAAAUUUUCUGGAUACUGUUAUCAAUCAACUUUUUCAAUUACGUUUAUCGUGCGAUAUUAACAAUCCAAUCCGAGCAGACGAUAUUUUUAAGAACCACAUUAUUUUCCAUUGUGCGAUUGUGGGUCAUGGUCGCAGCAGUUAUACAUCAACCGUACAACGUGAUUCUUUUGCCAUUGCAAAUCGUUUUCAGUGGUAUAAUUCGCGCGAUUAUACAAGACAGUAACAAGCAACAGAUAAACGCGUUCGUGUACCCGUGGAUCGGCAAUGUGUUUUACUUUUAUCAGGGAAAUUCGAACAGUUUGGCAACCGUUGACGUAGCCGCUGGCUACGUUGGCAUGCGAUCCUACAUACCGAUCGUUAAUGGAUCAUUGAUAAUCAUUAAUACUUAUUCAGCGCCUGUUUUGGCGUUCCUCUUGCUCAUUUAUCAAACAGUAUCGCAAUACUUAUAUGACCCACGUGAGAUUAUUAUGCAAAUAAGUAAAACGUAUAUUACAUGGAGAUUAAUACCAUUGAUUGCGUAUACAAUCAUAAUUAGUAUACAACGACAUCAUUUGUUCGUAUGGUCCGUGUUUUCGCCGAAAUUAUUGUACGAAGCAUUGCACUUCACUGUCAUUUGCGUUGUAGUGCUCGUGAUAUUAAUUUUAAUUACGCUGCAGAAACCGAUGAAAAUUUUUGCUAGGUGAUGCAACGGUUUUUAAGUGUUUUAUACCGAAGUCGUUUCAUAGUUGUAUGUGGAGUACAAAGAAAAAGCACCGAAACCGAGAGGAGCAAUAAAGUAUUAAUAUCAAGGACAA
Molecule: messenger RNA, 3241 nt
Organism: Megalopta genalis
Lineage: Eukaryota; Metazoa; Arthropoda; Insecta; Hymenoptera; Halictidae
Gene: PIG-G
Product: phosphatidylinositol glycan anchor biosynthesis class G
Biological process (GO): GPI anchor biosynthetic process
Cellular component (GO): endoplasmic reticulum membrane
Source: RefSeq, a predicted model, not a curated record